AAGGACGCACCGCUCCGCUCCUCUCCGGGACAGUGUGCGGGGCUGGGGAGACCAAUCCUCCAGGACAGAGAGGGAUGACGUCCCGGGAAGAUGGUAGUCCGCUCGGGCACCUACCGCUGGAAUAACAUGAAGGGAUGUAAUUUCUUUAACGACUCUGACUGUCCUUCACUGGGUUUGUUGGGACUUGUGGGAGAGGAGCGCUGAAACUUCUUGUUUUGAAUGAGUUUUAUUACCAUUUCUCCUAUAGGUUGUUAUAUUUUGUUCAAACUCAGCUGAGAAUGGAGCCGAUCUAAAGUUUUUUCGCUGCUUGUUUUACCUCCUGCCUCACUCAGACACAGGAUUCACUAAAGUAACUUUUUCCUCUCGGAGUUGAGCCGAACGGGAGAUGGAGCCGGAGGAGGGGAAGAUCUCGGUGUGGGUCUGCCGGGAGGAGAAGCUUGUCUCCGGCCUGUCGAAGCGCACGACCUGCGCCGACGUGGUCAAAGUCCUGCUGGAGGACCAGAACCUGCGGCAGGGCGCCUCGGCGGCGAUGCUGUCCGGCUCCCCUCAGUCCUACUGCGUGGUGGAGAAAUGGAGGGGCUUCGAGAGGAUUUUACCCAACAAAACCAAAAUCCUGCGGCUGUGGAGCGCCUGGGGAGACGAGCAGGAGAACGUCCGCUUCGUCCUGGUGAAAAGCGAUGCGUCGUUGCCCAACAACGGGCCCCGGAGCGCCGAGGCCCGUGUUGUCCAGAGCCGGGACAGCGGCGGCCCCGGCGGGGUGCUCAAGGGCACCGCCAGGACCUGCUGGAGCGCCGCUGCCGCCGCCGCUAACCUGUCACAGGAGAAACAGAGACGCAUCGUCAGGAAAGCGUUCAGGAAGUUGGACAAAAUGAACAAAAAGAAAGAGGAGGCUCUUUCGAAAGACAAGAGCUCCGUGGAGAAGAUGGAGACGCUGGUUCAUCUGGUGAUCUCCCAGGAUCACACCAUCCGCCAGCAGAUCCAGAGGAUCAAGGAGCUGGACCGGGAGAUCGAGAGGUACGAGGCCAAAGUGCACUUUGACCGGAUCAAGAGGCACGGAGUGAACUAUGUGCAGGACACAUACCUGGUGGAGCCCUCGGCGGAGACUCCGGCCGCCUCCUCGGACUGUAAACGCAAAGCGGAGCGGCAGGACGCGCGGUGCACGGCGGAGACGCUCGCGCAGUUCGAGGAGUACGCGCGCAGGUGUGAGGAGGUGGUGCGGCUGCAGGAGGAGCUGGCGGAGCGCGAGGCGCUCGUGGACAGCAUCACCGGAGAGAUCCAGGAGGAACUCAACCGGCGGUGGAUGAAACGGCGGCGCGAGGAGCGCGGAGCGGCGGCGGGACGGGACAAGGACAGCGCGGCGGACUCGGUGGACAUUUGCCUCUCUGCCGCGUCCGCCGCCGCCGCUGCCGCUCCCCCCGCCGCGGAGCCCGACGUGGAGAGUCUGUCCGAGAACGAGCUGGCGCUGGAGGAGGAGAGGAUCAAAACGCAGCUGGACACCAGCCUGUACAUCGGCCUGAGGCUCAACACCGACCUGGAGGCCAUGAAGGAGGACUUGGACCUGAGUCUGGCACUCUGGGAGGCCAGGGAGAGAGAACUGCUGGAUCUACUGGCCAAAGUGGAAACCAUGGAGAUAGAGCAGGUGAACAGCACACUGACCGCUGAGGAUGUCAAGGCCGAGCCCGGUGAGGUGAGCGCCGAGGCCGAGGCUGAGGCUGAGCCGGCGUCGGUGGAGAAGAGCGGCGGCUGGGUGGAGCAGGUCAGAGGUCUGUCGAAAACCUGCAACACCAACGACGAGGACUCGGACACAGGUCUGAGCUCCAUGCACAGCCAGGACUCUGACAACCCCCCGGUGUGCGAGUCACUGGUGUAGACUAACUGGUUUUAUGCAGCUCAAACAAACUCAGGGGCAGUGAAAUCAGUGUUGGCAAUACUGGGGAAAUGAUGUUCUCGUCCCUGUCCAAAAUGCACCUCAAUAUGGACACUGUAAUUCUAUAGCAAUAAAUCCUAUAUGUAGUCAUUGCACAAUAAGCUAGCAGGGGGAAAUGAUCUAGUGGUUCGAGAGACCAGCAGCUGGAGUUCAAGCCGCAGGUUCAAGUGAGCAAACGCCCUGCUGCAGGGCUGCUGUUCUUUAGCUGACCUUUGACCUCUCACCUCCCAGUGGAGGAAAGCAAGAGAGAAGGUAGCUUCCUGACUUUCAAUAAAGCAUCACAUAUAUGAGGAAUAGCCAACCUAGAGUAUUAUAAUAAGCCACGUAUAAUGCAUAGCCUACAGUGAGAAACUAACAUUAAGGUAUACUUGAUCAAAUGUGUAGAAAGACUUGAUAACAGUAGGAAGUCUGGGUGAUUAUUAGCUGAAAGUACUGAAAUAUAUGAAGCAAAUCCGGUAACCGUGAUCAGAAGGGUUUCCUUUAAAGAGUCGGCAUCAAGUGUACCUUAAUGGACGGUCUGCCAUCAGCUCCAUUACGGAUAGACAGGCCAGCUGCAAACAUACUGCAGAAGCUGUUUUGAAAUGCUACCAGGGGUGGGAUCAAUUCACUUAGUCUCUUCAAAAUAUGAAUGACACCGAUUGUAAUCCCGGCAUCCACUCUGAGUUAUUAUCCAGCGCUGCACGGCUUUCUCGAUUUUGUGUCAGUCAGUCAGUCAAGUCUUUUUUUUUUUUUUGGUUAUCAGUUGUUUUCUGAGUAAUGAAAACCGGAUUGGUGUGUUGUUUUGAUUUGGAGUAGCACCGCUGACCCCGGCCUGGCUGCUCGGCACAGCUGAUAGAUUGUGUGAUAUUGUCCUCACAGUAUAAAUGUGGUAUCUGUCUCCCAAGCACAACAAAGUCAUAUUUAUUGAACCACAUUGCAGAGCUGGACGGAGGAUCAGCAGCUUUCACUCUGUCCUGUAUUUGUCGAGUGUCGGAGGUGGGAUUUACACAGGUACAAAAAAUUGAUAGUUCUGAUUUUGUUUCAGUUUUUUUGUUAAAAACAGGAAGAAUCACAUUCAGCGUGGCCUCUUCCACACAGAGAUUUUUGCAUUAGUGUAAAUCUGGCAAUAGAUUGUUGAUUGGCAUUGCUUUGGGCCUUCUGACAUGGCAAACGGGACCGGGGGUUUGUUUCUUUGAAAAGCAUCUUCUCACUCAUCUUGGAUGUGUCUUUGUUUUUUUGUUUUUUGUUUUUGUUUUUUUACAGUAGAGAGCUUACAGUUUUUUUUUUAUCUUACAAGGAGAGUGGAGGAGGAGAAGGAGGAGUGCUCAGCUGAUAUCAGCACCCCAGCCAGACCAGACAAACAUUAGUGGACUCAAAUAUGGUUGAAAUGAUUUAAUGGGGCAUAUGAACUAUUAAUUCACUUAAUUCAUGGUUUCUCUACAGGAUACUUGACUUGAUAAUAUAGUUGUUCAUCUUAAAUCCAACAGUUUUGAAGAAAUAGACUUUUUUUUUUUUUUUGUAGAAAUGCUUUCCAGUCAGCAGAAACCUGUAAACAAAUGAAGAUGCUUUUGGGGAAAAUCGGCCUUACUUAGUGGAGUUUUCUGUCUGUCAAAGUUGUGACACUGAGGUAACCUCUUCAAUGCCUUUGCUGCGUUCAUUGCAACUUGUUAAAAACUGAACUCUGACCUAGGAACAAAAAAACAAAAACAAUGUGUUGUCCAGUUGAGGAUGACAAGUUCAGGUAUCAUUUCAGAGCUCUGGUUUCUGCGAUUUCAGUUCAAGUGAUGUCAGAGCACACACAUAUGGCAACUACUCUCCCUGCAUUGAAACGCACAUAUAAGCUACAAAUGCUUCCAAUUUACACCAACGCAAUAACUGAAUCAAUAUAAGAAUGUUCAUUUACUACUUGAGCAAGACUUUGGUCUUUUGGUCUUCUGGUUUCCCCGAUGGAGGAAAAUGCAGAGUUUCUUCCUCUUGUCCCCGUCAGUGUUUCUCAAGCUGACACAGCGAACACAACACUGUGGCAGGUUGGAAAUUUACAAGGUGGGAAUUCUGAUCUCACAGUUGAAAUUAACACAGCAUCAUUGUGACUCAGUUUUUACAUCCUGGAAACAAACAAGGAGCGUGUAAAGAAGGAAGCGGCGACACAUCAGAGUGUCAGUUUCAGUUUGCUGCCUCUAACACUGAAGUCAGUGGGACGGGCACGGAAAAUCCCACAAUAAACCACUAUACCUCUGCUGUUUGACCUCUGACAGGACAGAGAUUCAACUAUAUAACAAAGCACACUUCGCACAAUGCAGACUGGUGUGUUUUGUCCCGUGAUCACAUUAGUUGUCUUUGUUAAUGGUAUCAAAACAUCAGGAGUGUUUCCAGCAGCAGCAUAAAGCCUCAUGUGAAGCUCAGCUCUAGUCACACCAUGCUGAUGUUAGCCACAUGCAAGUUUGAAUUGUACAAACUCGUAUGUCAAAUAUGCAGCAGACAAAUGACUCAUAAUUCUGAGCUGGCUGGGGCAGUAACCUGUUAAGUAAGGCAUAAACAAAGGGAUGUUGAACCCGUUCAAAACAAUGACCACCGCACCAUUUUUGUCCAGACUCAGCACCAGUUUGGGCUCACUUGGUACUCAGCAGCAUAUUCUCCCUUCCCUCUUUACACGUUCCUUGGAGACCGAUGUCUCAAAGCAAUAGUAGCCUAAACUGUGCUUCCUACAUGCACUUGAAGGACUUGCAUAGAUACGCAUGCAAAUUAACAAGCAAACAAACGAAAACCAGGAGACACAUGUCGGAACUGAAAACAUACUGCAUAUUCUGAGGUCAUCCUUGAACCAAAUCGUGACAUCUGUCCUGUAGUUUUGCCAGCCUGUCAUACUGACUUUUCAAUGUUUGACUGUCUAACUGUUAAAACGGUGAGAAGUAAUAACUUUGUAACACCAACCAGCAUUAGAGGAGAUGCUGUUUUCCCGAUGGAGGGCAGCAGCACGUGGAGUGAGGUGCAGUCCUAGCUCUAUCCUGCUGUUCCCAGAGCGGCCUGUGUCUGUGGCUUGAUCAGGACGUAUCGGGGGGACAGCCAGGGCUUUUAAAUCCAUGAUGUUCAGCCCAGUCUUGCUAGGUAGAUGGCUCUAGAUCAGCGUUCUAACUCUGUGAAGCUUCAUGCACAGUGAGAUGCACCAUGGCGGCAUCUGAACGCCACUCAGCGCAAUAUUAAACUGUUAGUGUUGAAAUA
This is a messenger RNA of Myripristis murdjan (pinecone soldierfish), 5125 nucleotides long. RefSeq names its product ras association domain-containing protein 10-like. Lineage: Eukaryota; Metazoa; Chordata; Actinopteri; Holocentriformes; Holocentridae. The record is from RefSeq and is a predicted model, not a curated record. The coding region runs from base 386 to 1870 and encodes 494 amino acids. The transcript has a single exon. Gene Ontology annotation, biological process: signal transduction.